Trichechus manatus latirostris (Florida manatee) is the source of this 2905-nucleotide messenger RNA. RefSeq names its product thioredoxin interacting protein (gene TXNIP). Gene Ontology annotation, biological process: protein transport. The transcript is spliced from 8 exons. The record is from RefSeq and is a predicted model, not a curated record. Gene Ontology annotation, molecular function: ubiquitin protein ligase binding. Gene Ontology annotation, cellular component: cytoplasm. The coding region runs from base 328 to 1503 and encodes 391 amino acids. Lineage: Eukaryota; Metazoa; Chordata; Mammalia; Sirenia; Trichechidae.
UUCUCGUCUGCUCCGACGGUUUGCGGGGGCUAUCCCGCCGAGAUCCCGAGCUGUCUUCCAGUUAUUGGGAGAAAGAAAGAAAGAACUUAUUUUUCUCUUGAAAUAGCUUGGUAUUAGAAGCAGCUAAAAAAAAUUUGACGCCGUUUAGGAAGUUCAGAGGUUGAGAGUCAUUUGUGGGCUUUUUUAAAUCUUUGGUCUUUAAACUCAGCCAGCUUAAGGGCAUCCUCGUUACUUAGAAAGAGUGAAAUAAUCUCAAAAGGUCCUUCUUGGAUCUUGGGUUUUUUGUUUUUUCCUCGUUUCUAAGACUUGAACAAAGCCAGCCCAAUCAUGGUGAUGUUCAAGAAGAUCAAGUCUUUCGAAGUGAUCUUUAACGACCCAGAGAAGGUGUACGGCAGUGGGGAGAAGGUGGCUGGCCGGGUGAUAGUGGAGGUGUGUGAAGUGACUCGAGUCAAAGCCGUCAGGGUCCUGGCUUGCGGAGUGGCCAAAGUCCUCUGGAUGCAGGGCUCGCAGCAAUGCAAACAGACCUUGGAUUACCUGCGCUACGAAGACACGCUUCUCCUGGAAGACCAGCCGACAGGUGAGAAUGAGAUGGUGAUCAUGAGACCUGGAAACAAGUAUGAGUACAAGUUCGGUUUUGAGCUUCCUCAGGGGCCUCUGGGAACAUCCUUCAAAGGAAAGUAUGGGUGUGUAGAUUACUGGGUGAAGGCUUUUCUUGAUCGCCCCAGCCAGCCAACUCAAGAGACAAAGAAAAACUUUGAAGUGAUGGAUCUAGUGGAUGUCAAUACCCCUGAUUUAAUGGCACCUGUAUCUGCUAAAAAAGAGAAGAAAGUUUCCUGCAUGUUCAUUCCUGAUGGGCGGGUGUCUGUCUCUGCUCGAAUUGACAGAAAAGGAUUCUGUGAAGGUGAUGAGAUUUCCAUACAUGCUGACUUUGAGAAUACAUGUUCCCGCAUCGUGGUCCCCAAAGCUGCCAUUGUAGCCCGCCACACUUACCUUGCCAAUGGCCAAACCAAGGUGCUGACGCAAAAGUUGUCGUCGGUUAGAGGCAAUCAUAUUAUCUCAGGCACAUGUGCGUCAUGGCGUGGCAAAAGCCUUCGGGUCCAGAAGAUCAGGCCUUCCAUUCUGGGCUGCAACAUCCUUCGAGUUGAAUACGCCUUACUGAUCUAUGUUAGUGUCCCUGGCUCCAAGAAAGUGAUUCUUGACCUGCCCCUGGUAAUUGGUAGCAGAUCAGGUCUGAGCAGCCGGACAUCCAGCAUGGCCAGCCAAACCAGUUCUGAGAUGAGUUGGGUAGAUCUGAACAUCCCUGAUACCCCAGAAGCUCCUCCUUGCUAUAUGGAUAUCAUUCCUGAAGAUCACCGGUUGGAGAGCCCCACCACCCCUCUGCUAGAUGAUGUGGAUAGUUCUCAAGACAGCCCUAUUUUUAUGUAUGCCCCUGAGUUCAAGUUCAUGCCACCACCUACUUACACUGAGGUGGAUCCCUGCAUUGUCAACAACAAUGUGCAGUGAUCAUGUGAAAGAAAAGCAGCAGCUGUACCUACUGGUUUCUUUCUGCCCCUCUUCCUGGACUCUUACAUUUUCAGAGACUCAACAGUCUCUACAGUGGGGUAUGGGUCCACCUCAGCCUCUGACUUCCCAAUGUAGGAGGUCAUCAGCAGGCCAUCUCCUGGGCCUUAAGCAGUGUGGACUCGUUGGGCAGCGCCAGUGUUGUGAUAUAUGGAUGUCUGCUGGAUGGGUUUUAAAACACACCAGAAAAACUCAGGCCUGUCUGAUUUUCUCAGAUCUUGAAAUUGAGGCAUUUUUAUUAGUUUUGAGUCAAGGGUAGAAAUGGCCUGCUGGCAUGGUCUUCCCAAGGUUUUUGUGGAGGAGAUAUUAUAGAUUGUGGUAACAACAUCAGACCUUGAACUUCUGGGCCAUGUACAACAGAGCUGAUUUUGCAAACUAGGAAAAUGAAAAAUAUAUAAUAUGGCCAAAACUUUGGGAAAAGGAGGUUCUUAAAAUCAGUGUUACCCUUUGUAUACUUACAUAGAAAAAAAGAGAAACCAUCCAGAGGUGAUUUGGUUCAGACUUUGGAGAGAGCUUUCCCUGUGAAUUAAAGGGAAGAAGCUGUAAAUUGUCAUUGCUCAGAACAUACUAUAUAACCUGGCUUAAAGCUGUAGUAAUUAUGUCCCACCAAAGGUCUUAAAGGCCUUUUUUUUGAAUCUGUUGCACUGUGUUCUCCUGUUGGAAACAUUUUCAUAUGGGAGAAUGUGUUUCUCUUUUUCAUGUAACUCCUUAGAGUUGAUUCUGAGGUGAAGUUGUUAGCACUUUAGUUUGUCAAGUUUUUUUCUCCCCCCCAUCUCUAAUGUAAGCUGAAUCGUCUACCAUGUCUAGGCAUAAAAACAAUGACCAAAAAAAGUUACUACUUUUGAUACUUUGUUCCAGUGUACAGAAUUAUAUAAUUCUGAUCCUCUGAUCAUACAAGAACAGUUGCUGCUGCCAGUCUUGCCCACUGUGACUUUUCCAAACCAAAGGAGGGACUCUAGAUCAAGAUGCCCCAACACUGUGAUCAUAGCCUUUGGAUGCUGCCAUGAGAAGCCAGAGGGCAGGUCUUCACAAAGGCCACUGGGCCCCUUUCCUGAGCAUCAGAAGACCCAGAUGUUCACAGCCCCUCUCACUGUACCCCUAGCACUUGGUCAGUCACCCUCAGCCAUAGCACUUUGUUCACUGUCCUGUGUCAUAGCACUGAACUCCACGUUUUUUGGAGAAUUCUACAGCUAGAAAGUUUGUGGGCUGAAGGUGGUUUUGUUUUUUUAAAUUGUGUAUCUUUUUGUAUGGUAAAAAUUACAUUUUGUACUUAACCAGAUAUAUUUUCACCCUAAGUGGAGAUAUUCUUUGUAAAAAAAAAAUAAAUAAAUUUUAAAUGACAAAA